Amblyraja radiata (thorny skate) is the source of this 1650-nucleotide messenger RNA. RefSeq lists its product as uncharacterized. The transcript has 7 exons. The coding region runs from base 24 to 806 and encodes 260 amino acids. Lineage: Eukaryota; Metazoa; Chordata; Chondrichthyes; Rajiformes; Rajidae. The record is from RefSeq and is a predicted model, not a curated record.
CAGAACUUGAAAACUGGAUAUACAUGAAACUUUCAAAACUGGUGGAUGAUAAACCAGUGACUUUCAACUUGACCUAUAUAAGCAGAUACCUCACCACAUUUGGCAUCAAGGUAUCUGUGGACAGAGCCAGAAAUGUACCUUGGAGUAACUUUACGUUAGCUCUUGCUUCAUUCAAUCCACCAGGCGCUUACUAUUAUGGUAGCCCUUGGGCUAAAUAUGAUCACCCAGUUUUCAUAGAAAACAUAGAUUUCAACAGUCUGCAAAAAUGCCCAAUGUGGUUGGAUAAUUUUAAGUCAUUUCCAAGACGAGUUUACAACAAGUACCUCACCUUGAUUGUUCAUCUUUAUGAAGUUGCUGUCUCCCCAUCCCCAGUGGAGGCUGAGGCACUUAAGUAUGAAAUUAAGGACCAGGUCUGGACUGCCUUCCAGGUGUUUUCUAAAGGUUACUGUCACACAGCAAUUUAUCAACUACCACUGUAUCAAGGAGCUCCCACUCAGGAUGCCUUGGCUGCUUUAGCAAGGGGAGAAUGCCCAAGUGUUCUGGAUGAUCUUGUUCAGAAGAAUACUAUUUUUCAGAUGAAAGGUGCAUCAGUGCUAGUCAGUAUUGCAGAUGGAAGGAGGGAUGAAGAGCUGGCAAGAUAUUCUGAACAACAUAUUAAUAGGUCAUAUUUGUCAUCUGAACUCUUGGAACCGUAUGAGCCAGAACCUAGCAAUAUGUUCCUGAGGCAGCUGAUUCCUGCUGGCCUGUCUGUGGAAGACUUUAAAAGACAAUUAUCACAGAGAUUCAGAGAGCUCGUGUCAAGUUGAAGACAAAGUCCCUGGUUCAUAUCCAAGAACAAGUGACAAAAUCCUUUCUGCACAAGUCAGCAAGAAACCAAUCCGAUAGUAUUGCACAAUUUAUGCUGCUUUCAACUAACUACAAUGCAAGGGGUUUCAAGACAAAUCCUCCAACUAUUCAUAAACUGAAGCGAAAGGUAAAACUGCAGUCAAAACCUGUCUGCAAAAUAUAACCAAAGGUGGAUUUAAAUUACAAGGCUAAAUAAACCUGAAGAUUAAAGAUUUGAACAUAUUACUUUUAAUCCUUUGGAAAAUGAGGCAGUUGUACUGGAAUCUUAUAGGCAUUUGGGUUGAGCAGGUUCGGACAGUUCAAAUUCUAUUACAAUGAUUGGAGUAGAGACUGGUGAAUCAGGGGCUCUAUGAUAGCCAGUAAGCAAGUGGAUGCAGUUAUGCAGAAGAUCUAGCUUUAAAAAUCACAACUGUACACCUCCCUGUUCAAUCAAAGGAGCAGAAUAAACAGUGCUUAAGAAUAAGCAACUUGGAGUUUUAUCAACUCAAAAUUAAAACACCUGGCAUGCACAAUAGGCUACCAUACACUGAGAAAUGAAACUACAAGCACAACUUUUGGAAUUUGUAACUGCUAAAAAUUUUGGCUGUGACAUUUUGUCUGUACAAUGAAAAUAAUACACAAAAUGUCAGCUCUAAUUUAAAGGUAGUAAUUUCAAUUUUGUAAAAAUCAUUAAAUAAAAACCAAGCCAUACUGGUUUUCCUUUGUAAUUUGUUUGCAGCCUUAAUGUUAGAAUUCAACCGCAAGAUUUACAUUAAAUAGCUUGUUGGUAUUUUGAAACAUUUGAUCGCAAACUGAAAUUCAGGU